Saccoglossus kowalevskii is the source of this 1221-nucleotide messenger RNA. Its product is annotated as betaine--homocysteine S-methyltransferase 1-like. Lineage: Eukaryota; Metazoa; Hemichordata; Enteropneusta; Harrimaniidae. The record is from RefSeq and is a predicted model, not a curated record. Gene Ontology annotation, molecular function: betaine-homocysteine S-methyltransferase activity; zinc ion binding.
AUGAAUAACAGCCAAAAGUCGGGUGAAAAGCCUAGAGGAAUUUUGGAGCGAUUGGAUGCUGGUGAAAUAGUGGUUGGUGAUGGUGGAUUUGUAUUGGCACUUGAGAAGAGAGGUUACGUGAAGAUGGGACCAUCAACUCCCGAGGCUGCAGUAGAACACCCAGAAGCAGUUCGUCAGUUACAUCGUGAAUUUCUCCGUGCUGGUUCUGAUGUUAUGCAAGCAUUCACUUUCUAUGCCAGUGAUGAUAAGUUGCAGAACAGAGGAUAUAUUAAUUCAAAGACAUUGACUAGCAAGGUUAUAAACACUGCAGCCUGCGCCAUAGCCAGGGAGGUGGCAAACGAAGGUGGUGCUUUGGUGGCUGGAGGCGUGUCACAAACACCAACAUAUCUCAGCGGUAAAGGCAAAGGAUUUACCCAGAAGGAGUUUCAGAAACAAAUGAGCGUAUUCAUGGAGAAUAAAGUAGAUUUCCUUAUAGCAGAGUAUUUUGAGCACAUAGAAGAGGCUGAAUGGGCAACAGAAGUAUGUAAAGCUACUGGUUUACCAGUUGCCACUACGCUAUGUAUAGGACCUGAUGGUGAUCUGCAUGGAGUGUCAACGGGUGAAUGCGCUGUCAGAUUAGUUAAAGCAGGUGCAGAUAUUGUAGGUAUUAAUUGCCAUUUUGACCCUACUACCAAUCUUGCUGCUAUACGUAAAAUGAAGACUGCCCUGGAUGCUGCCGGACUCAAAGUUCAUUUGAUGACUCAACCAUUAGCAUAUCAUACACCGGAUGUUAAUAAACAAGGAUUUAUUGAUCUACCGGAAUUUCCAUUUAGUUUAGAGCCACGUGUGUGCACACGUUGGGAAAUACAAGCAUAUGCACGUGAAGCUUAUAAAAUGGGCGUGAGGUAUAUUGGAGGUUGCUGUGGUUUCGAACCAUACCAUAUACGUGCCAUUUCUGAAGAAUUGGCACCAGAACGUGGUUUCUUGCCCCCAGGAUCUGAGAAGCAUGCCCCGUGGGGGGAUGGUCUUAGGCUACAUACCAAACCAUGGGUCAGAGCGAGAGCUCGCCGCUCUUACUGGGGGAAUUUGAAGCCCGCCUCAGGUCGGCCAUUCUCUGCGAGUUUAUCCACGUCAGAUAGCUGGGGUGUAACUGCUGGUGAUCAGGAGCUGGAACAGAAAACUGAUAGCACAACUGACGAAGAACUCAAGUCUUUAUUCUCUCAUUCCGAAAACUCGACAUAG